Molecule: messenger RNA, 984 nt
Organism: Lontra canadensis (Northern American river otter)
Lineage: Eukaryota; Metazoa; Chordata; Mammalia; Carnivora; Mustelidae
Product: myotubularin-related protein 11-like
Exons: 4
Source: RefSeq, a predicted model, not a curated record
GAAGCUGGGUAUUGCUAUCUAGGUGGAGUCUAUGAACUGAAUCAUUCAAGGUCUUUAUUUUCUCUUCACUUCUAUUUGCCCUCUCAAUCAUCCCUAACCCACACUUUUCUCCUCUGUGUCCCUCUCUUCUUCUUGCCACGUUUCCUUUUCUCAUGUUCUUCUGCCCUAGUUUCUUGGCCCCUCCUUCUUUGUCUUCUCCCUCUUUGUCACCCAGAGCGCAGUGAUCGUGAUUUCAAUGGCCUCCUCUCUUCACUCGUCCAGCUGCUUUCAGCCCCUGGAGCCCGAACACUGCUUGGCUUCCAAUCACUAGUGCAGCGAGAGUGGGUGGCAGCUGGACAUCCCUUCCUGACCCGACUUGGAGUAACUGGAGCCAGUGAAGAGGCUCCAGUGUUUCUUCUCUUCCUUGAUUGUGUCUGGCAGCUCCUCCAGCAGUUUCCAGCUGAGUUUGAAUUCUCAGAGUUUUUCCUUCUUGCUCUUCACGACAGUGCCAGAGUUCCUGACACUCUCACAUUCUUGAGAAAUACUCCCUGGGAGCGUGGAAAGCAGAGCGGACAGUUCAACUCCUAUACACAAAUCUGUACCCCAGGGUACUCCCAACCCCUUGCUGGGAACUCGGUUAACCCACAGCUGUCCGUCUGGGACUGGGAUUUACGUUACAGCAGUGAACAGAUACUACAAUUCCAUAAUCCUGGCUAUGACCCGGAAUACUGCCCAGAUUCCUGGCUCCCUAGACAGCAGCCAAGCUUCCUGGUUCCUGGACCCCCCAGUUCUGUGUGGCUCUUCUCCAGAAGGGCCCUGACCCCCAUGAAUCAGCUCUGUCCUUGGCGGGACAGCCCCUCCCUACUGGGUGUCUCUUCUCGUUGGCUCCCUCGACCUGCUGUCUCCUCUGAAAGCCUGGCUGAUCAGGAGUGGGGGCUCCCCUCACACUGGGGAGCUUGCCCUUUACCCCCGGGGUUGCUGCUGCCUGGAUAUCUGGGACCCCAG